AUUCCAUUCAUUCCGCUCUCUAUUUCAGUGCACUCUUUACAGGCCUGUCUGAUUUUUCUUCAGCACUCAAUGUAUAUAUUAGGUGUGUGCUAGAUUUGAGCUGCAAAUGUGAGGUAGUAUAAAAACACUGGAAUUUAGCGAUGGCCGAUUCAGAUAAUUCUCAGCAUUCUAGUUUUGAUGAAGGUGACGAUAAACGAGAAGUGAAGUACCGACAAUGUGACGACAUGUUAAGCAGAAGAUUGGCAGGUAACAUGCCAGCUGCACUUCGGAAAAAGAAGAUUGAAACAAGUUACAAACAGUUCAUUACCCCAACUGGUGAUCCAAUGAAUUAUGUCAAAAAACACAUGAGGAGCAAAAGCAUGAGUGAUCUUGGUGUAGAUCAACAAAAACGAGAAGAACAAGACGAGCGAAACGCUCGUUAUUACGAACUUCAAAAACUGAAGGAACAAUUAAAAGAAGAAGAAGAAUCCUGGUCUUCUAAUCUUCAAAGUUGGAAAUCGAGAAGAAGAAGCGCGACCAUUGAUGCGAGGAAACGAAAAGAAGAUCGGGAGAUCAUUGAACAAGAGAGCACGAACAAAUCUCGAAGAAAACCAAAAACUUACAAGGAGAUGCUUGAACAAAAAAAAUACCGAGAUUCCGCUUUCUUUGAUGACAGCGACAACCUUGUUGCUGUGAUCCCUCCAAACAAUGCUAUCAGCAAACCAAGUGAAACUAAAUCAUAUUCAACAUACAAAAAAUCCACCACACCAACGAUACCUUCACAAUCCCCCCCUACAACUACGUAUUUAUCAAAAGUUGAAGCCGUGAUCAAGCCAGUUCAGUCAAACCCAUCAAGUACUGCAGUCAACACAAGCCCUCCUCAACAAAACACAUACAACAGAUACUCAAGCGUCAAAUCUUUCACUUUACCGAAGAAAAAUGUUGAAAAUAAGUUUCCCGCCAAAACCGAUUCUGUCCCUAAAAUGACAGAUUAUGUUCCUAAAACGACGGUUGUUAUGCGUAAUAAACCAGCUGCUGCAAAUAGUUAUCAAAAAGAGCGUCCAAAAUCUGCUUACAGCGAUUUAUCGAGCUUAAGGUCUUCAACAUUACCAAAGGAUUAUCAUAGCUAUUCAACUCCUAAACCAUUCACCAAAAGUAAUACCAGCACUUUCUCUCAACAACGAAGAACGGCGUUUGCUAACAAGCGGAAUAUGUGGGAAAACAUAGGGAGUCAGACCAAUCAACCAGUUACCACGGAACCGAAACACUUGGCCACGUUACUGCGUGAUGAUAAUGCCCCGACAAUCACGCCGCAAAACGAAGAAAAAGUAAAACCGGCUGUAGUCAACCCAGUUCGUGUUGAGCCAACACCACAACCGAAAGUACAAGCUAAAAUUGAAACGCCAAUCAAUUUUCAGAGCAAGGAUAAUACUGUGUAUGCGCCAAAAAUAUCAGUUACAUCCAGUGCUAAAAAUAAGUCCUCCACAAUCGAAGCUUUAUUUGAUGAUAUGAAGAUAUGUAUCAACCAAAGACCACGCAGUGAAAAAGGAUUUGGGUUUACUGUGCGAGGUGGAGACGAUGGAAAACCAGUAAUUGUUAACACGGUUACACCUGGUGGUGCUGCCAGUGUGUGUCAGCUAUGCAUCGGAGAUGAAAUUCUUGCGAUUAAUGAUGUUCGUCUGUCAUCAACACUAACACAAGAUGAAAUUGUUCAACUUAUAGUUGAUAGCGUAAUCACUGGAAAUCUGGGCCUUGAUAUCAGAAGAUAUGGAAAAUCGAAAAAAUCAAAUCCGUUGCGUUUGUCGGGAACGAAAGUCGUCAUGACUUCGGGAGGUUUUGUUCAAGUUCGCUCCGACAAAGGAAAAGAACUCGUCGUUUCUGCAAACCCAAAGAAUAAUAUGAAUGAAGAACCCAUGACCAAACUAGGGGAAGAAAAGUUUGAAAAUGUCAAAAUAGAAGUUUCACCGCCGCUACCACCUCCACCCCCACCACUAGCCCGCCCCACACAAUAUAUUCCACCGUCAACUUCAAAGCAAAACAAUGGUGUUUCACCACGCACAAGUGCUUCAAGUUCAUUGAACAGAACAGUAAGGAUGCCAACAAAAUUUCAAGAAACACCAAGUGUGGAAAUUGAUGGCCUUCUUAAUAAAACUAAGAACACAAAUCAUUCUAAUAUCCCACCCGCGCCUGUGGUGUAUAAUGGAAACAUGAAUCAACCAAGUCAGCUUAAAAGCCAGUUGUUGAAAGAAAGCCAAACCUUGGACGAACAAGAAGCAAAACUUCAGGAAGAAAAAAGGAAGAGAAUCGCUGAAGCAAAACUGGAAGAUGCAAGAUUGGAAGAAGAGCUAUUAAAAAUUGAGAAUUACAAAUUGGAACAACAAAAAAGAAGGGAAGAAGAGAAACAGAAAUUGGUGGAGGAUAAACCAUUUAACCUACAUGUAAGCCCAGCAUCAUACAGUGAGCGUGGGUUAAGUCAUUGGUUGAUUGAAGAAGCUGAACGCAGUAGAGUUGCUCAACAAGAAGGGAGGGCAAGAUUCAACGCUUUUCAACAAACUAAUGACCACCCCAGAGGUGUGCUUCCGGACAUGGUGAUACAAAGACUCACAAAACAGGCACAAAACCCUCGAAACACAAAUUAUUCUCAUCCAAACUUGCCGGGUACACUUAAAGAUUUAUGGAAUGAUCCCAGCACACAGGCUACUCUGUUAUAAGACAAUCUGUAUGACUUGUUAUUAUAUAACUUCUGUAUAUACGCUCGCCACACUUACAGUUCCUUUCAGGUUUUCUUUUAACACUGUAAUUAUAGCAUGUUUUUCAUGAGUGCUAGAUUAGUUUAUAUCAUUUUAUUAUAAAAAAGUUAAAAGAAUUUUCUGUAAUUAUCCGUUUUUCACACCCAUCACUUUUUAAACUAAAAUUUAAAAAAAAUGUGUCAAAGUACCAUUUUCAGCACAAAAAAAAACAAGCGCGGUUCAUUUUACAGAAAAAUCAGCUAACACGAGGUACAUUUGAUCACACGCGGUGCUUUUUAAUAUUCUAUAUAUGUGGCUACUAACACAUAAUGCCUUUAAAUCCUCAUUGUGCUACCUUUUCAGUAUUAUGUAUACAAGUCUCAAUGAAUUUGCAUUCUAUGAAAUACUGGUACAUUCAAUUUGGGGACUGGUUGCAGUUAUUUGGUUGAAAUGGUGUUAAUUCAAACUUUCUACUGUGAAGCUGUCACAAAGUUUAAGUAAAAAAGCUAUAAUUUUAUCGGUAAAAAAAACAAUACUAAAUAUUUAAUCGUUUUUGCCAAUCCUUGUUCUUUGUCAUAUAUUCUAAAAGUUUAAAUUUUAAUUUUUUUACUUUUUAUCUUGUCAACAGCUAUUCAAAUGUUCAAAUUCGAUAAAAAGUAAUUGAAUGUGGCUACUAUGUUUUGCUACUGGUCGCUAUUAGUUUUGUAGUAUUAUGCUUGAUGUAAAUAGCUGAAUUAAAAUGUUUCAAAAAAUUUUGGGUAGAUCAAUCGCCGUAUUGAAGUGAAACGUUUAAUUGUCAAUAUAAAUAAUACUCAAUCAAUUUUCUACCGUCAUAUAUGUGUAGCUGUUAGAAUAAAAAACAUAUUUAAAA
Molecule: messenger RNA, 3579 nt
Organism: Ciona intestinalis (vase tunicate)
Lineage: Eukaryota; Metazoa; Chordata; Ascidiacea; Phlebobranchia; Cionidae
Source: RefSeq, a predicted model, not a curated record